Molecule: messenger RNA, 1313 nt
Organism: Tauraco erythrolophus (red-crested turaco)
Lineage: Eukaryota; Metazoa; Chordata; Aves; Musophagiformes; Musophagidae
Source: RefSeq, a predicted model, not a curated record
GCGGUUCUGCUAAUCUAACCUGCCGAGCUUUCUUUGGAUAUAGUGGAGAUGUCAGUCCUCUAAUUUACUGGAUGAAAGGGGAGAAGUUUAUUGAAGACUUGGACGAUAGUCGAGUCUGGGAAAGUGACAUCAGGGUUCUUAAGGAACAUCUUGGGGAACAGGAGGUUUCCAUCUCGUUGAUUCUCGACUCUGUGGAAGAGGCAGACCUGGGGAAUUACUCAUGCUAUGUCGAGAAUGGAAAUGGACGUCGACAUGCCAGUAUUCUUCUACAUAAAAGGGAGCUGAUGUACACAGUUGAGCUUGCUGGUGGGCUUGGUGCUAUUCUGCUGCUGCUUGUUUGUUUAGUGACUAUCUACAAGUGUUACAAGAUAGAGAUUAUGCUUUUCUACAGGAAUCAUUUUGGAGCUGAAGAACUAGAUGGAGACAACAAAGACUAUGAUGCAUAUCUAUCUUAUACCAAAGUGGAUCCUGACCAGUGGAAUCAAGAAACUGGAGAAGAAGAAAGAUUUGCUCUUGAGAUCCUACCAGAUAUGCUUGAAAAGCAUUAUGGAUACAAGUUGUUCAUACCAGACAGAGAUUUGAUCCCAACAGGAACCUACAUUGAAGACGUGGCAAGAUGUGUAGACCAAAGCAAGCGACUGAUCAUCGUCAUGACUCCAAAUUAUGUGGUAAGAAGAGGCUGGAGCAUCUUUGAACUGGAAACAAGGCUUCGAAACAUGUUAGUCACGGGCGAAAUCAAAGUGAUACUGAUUGAAUGCAGUGAACUGCGAGGAGUUAUGAACUACCAGGAGGUCGAGGCCCUGAAACAUACCAUCAAGCUCCUCACUGUCAUUAAAUGGCACGGACCAAAAUGCAACAAGUUGAAUUCCAAGUUCUGGAAACGUUUACAGUAUGAAAUGCCUUUUAAGAGGAUUGAACCCAUCACACACGAGCAGGUCUUAGAUGUCAGUGAGCAGGGGCCCUUUGGGGAACUGCAGACAGUCUCCGCAAUUUCCAUGGCUGCUGCCACCUCCACUGCUCUUGCUACUGCCCAUCCAGACCUGCGCUCCACCUUUCAUAACACAUAUCAUUCACAGAUGCGCCAGAAACACUAUUAUCGAAGCUAUGAAUAUGAUGUACCUCCUACCGGCACCCUGCCACUUACCUCAAUAGGUAACCAGCAUACCUACUGCAACAUCCCUAUGACACUUAUAAAUGGGCAGCGGCCGCAGACAAAAACUAACAGGGAGCAGAAUCCAGAAGAGGCUCACACAAACAGUGCGAUACUGCCCCUUUUGCCACGGGAGACCAGUAUAUCAAGUGUCAUUUGGUGA